Triticum aestivum (bread wheat) is the source of this 6181-nucleotide messenger RNA. RefSeq lists its product as uncharacterized. The transcript has 18 exons. Gene Ontology annotation, cellular component: nucleus. Lineage: Eukaryota; Viridiplantae; Streptophyta; Magnoliopsida; Poales; Poaceae. The record is from RefSeq and is a predicted model, not a curated record. The coding region runs from base 276 to 5708 and encodes 1810 amino acids. Gene Ontology annotation, molecular function: protein binding; histone H3K36 methyltransferase activity; zinc ion binding.
GACCAGAGCCAGAGAUCUGCCUCCCUCCCCUCCCCUCCCCGAGCGCGACGGCUAGGGUUCCUCGCCGCCGCCGUUCCUCUGCGGCGCGCCCAGCCGGCCGAGGCCCCCGCCGCCCCGCCGCCCGCACCGGGGCCCAGCAGCGCCUCCCUCCCUCCCUCCCGCCCUGGCGCGGCCGGUCCCGCCGCCCGGAGCGACCCCGGCGACCGGUCCAUAGGCAGCUCUUUGCGCCCUCUUGUGGAGGAUCUCAGGCCAACUAUUCUGGAUGCAUCUAUGACAUGGUGGACAAGGCAGCAGAAACGAGUCAGCUUGAGGUGGCAGCCGAGGGAGUUGUUUUGUGGGAUGAAGCCUUGGUAAAGACAAGCCCAGAGGAUCUGCAGAUGCGUUGCAAGGAGUUGCGCUGCUAUAAUGACAUCCCUGUCAUGUGUUUGAAAAAAGAUGUUAACUGUGACCUGGAAAAGGACGGUUUGUUGCCAAAAAUUGAAGCUGAGGUCUCUACUCCCGCCCACCAAGAUUCAGUUCCUUUGAAUUUUGGGCGUAACCUUGCUGUUUGUUUGGAUAGCAAGGCUGGUGAGAUUGGUGAAGUAUCUGAACACAGAACUGGCAUGGAGAGAGCGGCUUGUGGCUCACAGGGAGGAGGUAUGCUGUCAUUUGACCAUGGAUUUUGGAAGGGGGCUGUUGGAGACAAGAAUCAGUUCCCCAGGAUGGAAGGAUGCCAUGAAAAUGGGGGCUUGUCAGAUUUGGGAAACCAUGACACUGACAAGUUUCCACAAGGUGCUGAUGCCCUGAGUUUGAUCGAUGAUAAUCAUGAGCUGGGAAGGGAUUGUUUUCUGGCAAAUAUUGAUGAAGAGGUGUCCUUCCCCGUUGAUGAAGCUUUGGUCCCUUCCUUCUACCAGAAGAGCCAUAUGGAUGUUUUUGUAGAAGAUAGCAAGUCAUGCAUAGAGAAAUUAACUCAAGAUUCACUGGAAGGAGAUAUGCUUUCAUGUGAGCGCGAUGCCAGAUUUCGUACUGAGGCUUCUGGAGACGAGAAUCAACAUAGGAUGGUGGUGUCGAAGGGUCAGGUUUCAUCUAUUUGUGAAGAUGCAAAUAGUCCGAGUUUAAAUGCUUGUGGUCUUUUUCCUGAAAUAGAAGUUCUACGCCAACAGGCUGACAAAGAAUACAAGGUCUUUGAACUACCCCCAGAGAUAUACCUGGCUAGAUCUUCCUAUAACCCACCUUGCCUAGAUGGACUUUGUCGUAGUGGCAAGGAAUCAUCUGCUGUGUGCCUGGGCCAUCAAGAUUCUUCUGGUGUCAAAUCACGUCGUCCAGAUCAUUUGGUACAAGAGCUCAAUGCAUAUAACUCUUCCAUUGACAAACCUUGCUCUGCCAAUUUUGUUGAAAAUGCCAAUGAUGAAGAAUCACAAAAUAAAAUUUCGGAGUCAUUAAAUGCCUCCAAGCGUAGGAAUCCAAGAAGAGCCGCCUCAUCAAGAAAUCGCGCUCCUGCAGAACAUGAUCAUCAAAUAAACAAAGGAAGCAGUAGCACAUGCAAAUCUAAGAAGGUUGAGAGUUCGUGCUCAUUAGUUGAAAGCGCCUUGAUUAAGUUCCCAAGCAAAACUACCAAGGUAAGAAGUGGCAUCAACAGACCAGUGAAUUCGACUGCCUGGGGCAGUCUAGAAAAGCUAGCGGAUGGUUUUGGUCAGAACUGUGAACCUUCUACCUCUAAUUCUCAUCUGAUUUCCCUUGAAAACGGUGGGAGAUCAAACAAAAGAUCUGGGAAGAAAGAGCAGCCCAUUGUUCGAAAGGCUCGAAGUUCAAGAUGUCCAAAAAAUAAGUUCCCUGCCUUUUCUGUUACCAGAUAUGCACCGGAUGAAUUGAAUGGCGAACCUACCUUUUCAGUCAUGGAUGGUGCUUAUGGCUCCGCAGAAGGUUACAUAGGAAACUUCCCUAAGUUGGUUCCUCGUGCAUUUCUCAAUGUUUCUGAUGAUGCUCACAGAUCUGUGCAACAUAUGUCUAUCCAGACUGACAUGCAGCAGUUAGACAGGUGCUUGGAUAGUGUUGCUCAAGAAACAUGCCCUGCGUACAUGUGUGGAGAGUUUGCUAAAUCAAUUUCCGAACCUUCUCUUAAUAAUGGCGGUGUUGGAUUUUCACCUGACUCUGUUUUGGAGGUAGCCUCUGUUACAUGUGAAAACAACACCUCUGCAAGCCAUGAUGUUAAACUGCGUGGAAACCCAUCUUAUCCUGCUGUAUUGACUGAAAGUGAUCUUCAUGCAUCUGAUUUAUCUAUUCCUGACUUUGGAAAAAAUCAUGCGUCAUCAUCAACAGAUUUUGAGCAGCAGCCCAAAACUGUGAGGGGUGAUGAGAACACAAGAAGUGAAGAGAUUAAUCAGUCUCAUGCCAUAAUUGGUUAUGUUGGCGAGGGAAAAGUGCAAGGCUUAGAGAAGUCCAAUGCAGUGAGGAAAACUAAGAUGUUGGAAAAGCAGAAAGGCCGAAAGAAAGAUGGAAUGAAGGGAAAUAACAUAAGGGAUGGAAGUUCCACCAAAAUUUCAUCAAGUGAAGCUUCACAAUACAGGGUCUUCUCUGAUGAUCCAUCUUCACUUGUUUCAUCAGGACCUUUAAAGUUCAGUUCUUGUUUUGAGGUCAUAACUUCUGCCACACAUGGUAUCAGUAUGCAUGAACAUGGCUGGGUGCAGGGUACUUCUGUAAUUGGCAAGGAGAAAACGAGUGCACUUAACAAUGUAAAAUCACCGAGGUGCAAGAAAAGUGGUGGUCUUAGAGGGAAGAAGGAUAUGGUGCGGGAUCCGCAUGUGAAGCAAGAAAGCAAGAAGAAAAAUAUAGCAGAUGCCAUUUUCAUUGAUUCUGGAUUGUCUACUUUACCUUGUCAGCUCGCUACUAAUCUGGCAACAUCUCAUACGAAUGAACAGGGUUAUCGUAGUCCAGCUAUUGAAUAUACAUUUCAGAAUCCAGUAGCUAUAUCUACCGAAUUACCUGGAAAUGCUGCUGGCUCAACAGGUGGGGCAUCUGUAUCGCAGCCUAAACGUGCUGCAUGGGCAUGUUGUGAUGAUUGCCAAAAGUGGCGCUGCAUACCAUCUGAAUUGGCAGAUGUCAUUGGAGAAAACAGAUGGACUUGCAAGGACAAUGAUGACAAGGCGUUUGCUGAUUGUUCUAUACCACAAGCGAAGACAAACGCUGAGAUCAAUGCUGAGCUUGAACUUUCAGAUGCUUCUGCUGAUGAAGCUGACAAGGAUGGAUCAAACUCAAAAGCUUCUAGGGCACCGUCCUGGACAAAUCUCAGAUCGAACACAUAUCUACAUCGUAACCGAAGGAAUCAAUCCAUCGAUGAGAGCAUGGUAUGCAACUGCAAGCCUCCUCAAGACGGCCGAAUGGGUUGUAGAGAUGGCUGUUUGAACAGAAUGCUCAACAUUGAAUGUGCAAAACGUACAUGUCCAUGCGAGGAGCAAUGUUCUAAUCAGCAGUUUCAAAGGCGCAACUAUGCAAAAAUUGCAUGGUUCCAUUCUGGUAAGAAGGGCUAUGGAUUGAAGUUGCAAGAAGAAGUAUCUGAAGGACGGUUCCUUAUUGAAUAUGUUGGCGAGGUCCUUGAUAUAACGACUUAUGAAUCCCGCCAAAGAGAUUAUGCUUCUAAGGGCAAGAAGCAUUUCUACUUUAUGGCACUAGAUGGUGGUGAGGUAAUAGAUGCCUGCACCAAGGGAAACUUGGGCCGGUUCAUCAACCACAGCUGCAGUCCUAAUUGUCGCACAGAGAAGUGGAUGGUCAAUGGAGAAGUUUGCAUUGGAAUUUUUGCUAUGAGGAACAUCAAAAAGGAUGAAGAAUUAACGUUUGAUUACAACUAUGUUCGUGUAUCUGGUGCUGCUCCUCAAAAAUGUUUUUGUGGCACUGCCAAAUGCCGGGGUUACAUUGGUGGAGACAUAUCAGGGUCUGGUAUCAGCACCCAACAUGUUGCAGAAGCAGAGUAUUUUGAACCCAUGGUCACUUACAAGGAUGCCGAGGAAAUGCUAGGAAAUGCAUGUUCUCAUGGUGCAAAUCCUAGUGUUGUUGAGCUUGAGCAUGAGACCUCCAUCCAACAAGAAGAUUCAAAUAACUGCAUACCUGUAACCCCAGACUCUGAACCUCACCAAACUUCCCCUAUCUUAUUUGAAAAUAGUGAGCUAGAAAAUUCCUGGGAAAUGUGGAGCCCCCAGGAUGCCGAAGACCCCACCCGUACACCUGUCCAUGUGCCCAGAACAAUAGAUAGUACUUUGCAGCAGUUACCAGUAUAUGACACUCAGCCAUUAGAAUUCUUGCCGAAGGCUCCUAACACAAUGGAUGGAUCAAAGGCUCCAAAUGUGAUGAAUCAAUCAGCACGUAGCUCCGAUUUGGGGCAAAACCUGGUGGUACCUGGUUUCCAUGCUAAGAAGAAAAACAAUCUAAAAGAUCACAGAGAUGUAAAAUCAUCAUCAUGUUCUACUGACAAUGAAAAUACUCUCGGAGUUGAAGCAAGACUGAACAACCUACUGGAUCGAGAUGGAGGUAUUAGCAGACGAAAAGAUUCAACAAAUGGAUAUUUGAGGCUUCUUCUAUUUGUGACCGCAGCAGCACGUGACAAUGCCGCGGCCGCAGCAGCACGUGACAAUGCCGCGGCCGCAGCAUCACAUGAUGCGACCGCAAUGGAACAUGAAAAUGCUGCGACCCCAGCGGAACGUGACAAUGCUGGGGGCACAUCUAAAAGUGCAAGGGAUCUUUCGUUAAUUCUUGAUGCACUUCUAAAAACAAAAUCACGCUCUGUCCUGUUGGAUAUCAUCAACACGAAUGGAUUGCAAAUGCUUCAUAAUAUAUUGAAGCAGAAUCGAGACACCUUUCUUCGAAGACCUAUAAUACGGAAGCUUCUGAAGGUAUUGGAGUUUCUUGCUUUGAAGGGAAUCCUGAGAGCUGAAAAAAUAAAUGAAGAAGCCCCACGUGAGGAAAUGGAAAGAUUCAGGGACUCGAUGUUGAAAUUGACCCGGCAUAGUGAUAAACAGGUUCAAACUAUCGCUCGGCACUUCUGUGAGAAGUGGAUCCAUCCUUAUAUGGAUGGACCUGUUUCAACUUCAAAAUGGUGUACAGAUUCAUAUUCCAAUAGAAGAAAGCGCAAGAGCCGUUGGGAUUAUCAACCAGAAUCCCACUAUAAAAUGGUUGGAUCACUAGUUCGGAAAGUCUAUGGAGAAUUGGGUCUUCAGGCUGGCUUGACCAGAAAUAGGUCGCAGCCUGUGAUGGGAGGCAGCUCAACAGGCACAGACGAUGAUGUGCCUCCUGGGUUUGAGCCUCAGCAGGGUCGUUCUGUAGCUCCAGGAUUCUGCCUCCCUAACUUGAAUAUUUCAUAUGGGAUUCCCAUCGCUCAUGUUCAGCACUUGGGAACCCCAGAAGUUGAAGGAGGUGGCAACCGUGGACAGAAAUGGAAAGUCGCACCUGGUGUGCCUUUUAUUCCUUUCCCACAGUUGCAACGAGGGAGUCCUUGUCCUUCUACUUCAACUCAGAUGUCCUCUCAUGACGCCAUGAGGCAGAACAACAGUUCAGGAUAUCGAGGAAGAGGUUUCGACAGAGGUGGAAGGGUGCAAAGGAAUGGGAGGAAUGGGGCAAGAACGAGAUAUCCAUAUGAUCAUCAAGGAAGAAGAUUCCCAAGCAAUCAUCAUAGAUCUGAAAGAUGGCAGCCCUGGCCCCAGGAACAUGAUGGUGGUUCAGGAUCUAGGGGCAGACAAUGAAUGACCCAGCCCCUGGCAUCAAACAUCAAUUAGUUGUGUGUAUACAUGGUAAUUCCUUCCUGUUCAUCAGAAGUGUACACAAGCAAACUGUGUUAGCUUCUCAUUCUAUGUAACAGAAGUUUUCCACUGAUUCCAACAGUAGCAGAACAUGUGCUACAGAUAGGUAAUUGCCAUUGCAGUUUUGUUACUAACAAUGUGUAAUCUCAAUAGGAAUAAUAAUUGAUUUGAUUCAAAUCUUCUUACAGGCCAAAAUUGCUAAUUCAUUUGUUGUCAACUUCUUGAUGUUCAGUGUGAGCGGCAAUCAAUCGGAGGAAGAGGACUAGUAUGAUUUUCAUUGUAAUUUUAAUAUUUUUACUGGUCGUUCUGCCUCCAAUUGUCUUUCCUUGUACUGGCCGUUUUUCUGGAUAAUAAUUAUCAGUUCUAAGAUGCCCUUUGGGUGUCUUUCUUGAAGAAAAAAAACAUCUUGAUGCCCA